This is a messenger RNA of Pecten maximus, 1501 nucleotides long. RefSeq lists its product as uncharacterized. Lineage: Eukaryota; Metazoa; Mollusca; Bivalvia; Pectinida; Pectinidae. The record is from RefSeq and is a predicted model, not a curated record. The coding region runs from base 31 to 1164 and encodes 377 amino acids. The transcript has 9 exons.
UAGUAUUGUUCUACCUAACGUAAAAAUAAGAUGGCGGAUACUUUACAACAACCGAUCAUAGCCAAGGGCUUUACCGGUUCGGCGUACCCGGAUGUGUUUAAUUUGAAUGCCAUGCCAGCCCCACCACUGGAACUGAAACCCGGACAGCUUCAAGACCACAAGAUACGGCAGUUCUUUGAAGACGGAUACGUUAUUGUGGAGAAUUUCUUUACACGUGAAGAGCUGAACACGUGCAGAAACGCCGUAAAUGAACAAGUGGAAAAUCUGGCACAGAAACUCUACGGAGCUGGCAAAAUCAAAAAUUUGUAUAGCGACUUUGGAUUCUCUGACCGUUUGAUAAAGUUAGAGGAAGAAUUUCCUGGGACUAAUAUCAUCCUACACAAGGGAGACGGAUUACCAGAGGCGUUUAGAAAUCUGUGGACAAACGAACGUCUGUUGAAUGUGGUGGAGCAGCUAAUUGGACCGGAUAUAGCAGGACAUCCGGUCUGGAACUUGCGCACGAAAACUCCACAGAACGAGGCUACAACCGUACCCUGGCAUCAAGAUUGUGCCUACCUUGAUACAGAUUCCUACAAGGUCCUACAGCCUACAGCUUGGAUUCCUCUUGUGGAUGCUGAUGAACGAAAUGGAUGUAUGCAAGUUAUCCAUAAGGGUCACAAAACAGGACUUGUGGGUAAUCAUCAGUGUUGUUAUGGUGGAACGUGGUAUGUCAUGCUCGAUGAAAAUGAAAUGGAGAGAACUUUAGACGCAGACAUUCCCGGCGACAUCCGGACAUGCCCUGUUCCUUACGGUGGUAUGCUGCUCUUGAACAACGUAAUUCCUCAUAGAAGUUUACCAAACAUGACAAAGGAAAUUCGCUGGAGUUUAGAUCUACGUUUCCAGAACCCUGCACUCCCCUUUGGUUUUUACGGAAUGAAAAAGGGAGUUAUCAUGCGGAAAUCAAACGAGCCUGAUUACAAGAUUCCGUGGCAGGAAUUCCUUAACAUCAACAGACGAGCAAAGCAGCGUCAGGCUGUCAAAGAUUUAGUGGAAAAUGAAUCCGACCAGGAGUUUAGCACCACGCUGGAGGGUCCAUGGAUGAGGAAGUGGGAAAUUGUGCAUACAAACCAGCAUACCAAACGCGCGGAAACGGAAGAUGCUCGCUGGGAAGAAUGCAAAGCUUGAACUUCUUUUUAUAUGUACAUAAAACUAGCUUCAGAAUACACCGAGACGAGGAAAAGUCGCAGGGAAGAUUGAAUGACAGUCUAAAUGUUAAAGUGAAUAUAUUGAUCAAAAGCGGUUUCGCCCACUUUGCCAAUACUUGGGUUAUUUGUAAUACAUACAAAACACAAGUAAAACAUUAACCACAAAAUAACUUAUCCUUCACAUUUCAACCUUUUGAAAUGACAUAAUGACAUUAUGGUGGCAACGUCGAGUUUGACUCGAAGAACUUGAUAUCGUACAAGGAGAACAUACACCAACAGCGAUCCCAUAAUAUUAAAUAAAAAUCAAAUGUAAAUAC